Daucus carota subsp. sativus is the source of this 2023-nucleotide messenger RNA. Its product is annotated as WEB family protein At2g38370-like. The record is from RefSeq and is a predicted model, not a curated record. Gene Ontology annotation, cellular component: cytosol. Bases 129 to 1895 code for a protein of 588 amino acids. Lineage: Eukaryota; Viridiplantae; Streptophyta; Magnoliopsida; Apiales; Apiaceae. Gene Ontology annotation, biological process: chloroplast avoidance movement; chloroplast accumulation movement. The transcript has 2 exons.
GUCCAACUACACACUUCCACAUGUACAUCCGAUAAUGUCUUUUUUUACAUAUUUUUCUUACAACAUCAUCAGUGUUGUCCACAGAACAGCUUAAACUCAACUGGGCUUCUUGUCUUUCUUUCAAAUCAAUGGCAGAACACCAUCAAGUUGAUAAUAGAAGCUGGGGUGACAUUCUUGAUUCGGGUCCGGGUCCGGGUCCGGGUCCGGGUCCGGGUCGGGUUUCGGGUAUGGAGCUUAAUGGCAGAGCCCAGAUUGAUACUUCUGCUCCAUUUGAGUCAGUGAAGGAAGCUGUGAGUAGAUUUGGUGGAGUUGGUUACUGGAAACCCAAUUCUCGUAUUACCAGCUUUACCCCUCCUAAGUCACAUGAUGUAGGCACAAUUGACAUUAUGAAAGUGGAGGAGCAAGCUGUGCAGUUGGAAAAAGAUCUAGUAAUUAAAGAAAAGGAAACCUUCAAUAUUCUGAAAGAACUCGAAAGCACUAAAUUACUUGUGGAGAAAUUGAGACUGAAGAUUCAGAACGAAACCUCUGACACCAAUGCAGCAGUUGAUUCCAGUGUGGAUGAUGAGAAAGUGUAUCAUGUCGUGAAAACUGAAGAGAAGGAAAGCCAAGAAAACUUUUUAAGUGACAAUCAACAUAUUGUGGGAGGCUUGAACCUCUGCCCCUCCUCAAAACCCGGUUUAAUAUUAAUGGAGUUGAAACAGGCCAAGCUAAACCUAACCAGGACUACAAGUGAUAUUCUUGACAUCCAAUCUACAGUUGAAUCUUACAGCAAGAAAAUAGAGAAGGAAAGAAACUCACUUGAGAAGGCUCGACAAAGGUUAUGUUCAAACUCAUCCAAAAUUUCAUCGCUUGAAGAGGAGCUGAACCAAACGAAACAAAAGUUACACCUCGUUAGGAUUGCUGAAAUCAAUUGCAAUUCUGAUAAUAAUGUGUUUGAUAUUUCGAGGGAAGUUCACCGCUUGGAUUCUGAAACGGAGCAUUAUAAGCAAAUUGGUGAAGCAGCAAAAUCAGAAGUUUCAAAAGCAAUAUCUGAGAUUGGACAGACAAAGGACAGGAUAAAAACUGCUGAGAUCAGAUUGAUUGCAGCCACAAAAAUGAAGGAAGCAGCUAGGGCCAGCGAGGCUGUUGCUCUUGCUGAGGUGAAGGCCCUAUUAAAAAGUGAAGAACUGGCUGGAUCUGAUGAGCAAAAUCCUGAGAAUGUAAGUCUAUCAUAUGAGGAAUACUCUUCUCUUAUCUCCAGAGCUCGGGAAGCUGAGGAUAUAUGUAAACAGAAAGAGAUGGAUGCUUUGCUUCUACUCGAUCAAGCUACUGAAUCAGAGAGUGUAAUCAUAAAGAGGGUAGAGGAGGCUACAGAAGAAGCAAAAACCAGCAAGAGGGUCUUGGAAGAAGCUCUAAACAGAGUAGAGGCUGCAAAUAGAGGGAAAUUAGCCGUUGAAGAAGCUCUGAGGAAGUGGAGAUCUGAGCAUGGUCAGAAAAGACGAUCUUCACAGAAUUCCACCAAGUUUAAGAAUUCUUCCUAUCGAAGAGAUUCUCGAUUGCUUGAUGUGAAUGGGCAGAAUAUGCAGAAUGAUGACUUAAAGCCGGUGCUAAGACAAACCCUGUCAAUAGGGCAAAUACUGAGCCGAAAGCUCCUUCUCACCGAAGAGUUUGAAAAUGGCGCGCAGGCAGAGUAUAUGACAGGCACUCCAAAGACUUCAUUGGGCCAAAUGAUCAGUAAAACUAUCGAGGAUGAUAAAAAACUAGCUUUAAAGAGUGAGGGAGGAGGUGGCACCAACAAGCAAGUAGCCGCAAAGAAAAAGAAGUUUGGGUUUGCUCGGAUUUCACUCUUGACGACCAAGCAGAGUAAGAAGAACAAGAAACAAACUUCGGGUGGGAGGGUUCCAAUGUGCAGAUGAUUCGACGUAGAUUUUAAGUUACUAAAUUCUCUCUAGUCCUCCUAGAAAUAUCUUUCCAGGUUUAUGUUGGUACUUUGGUAGAAUGAUCAAAAACUUAUUAAUAUGACUGGUAGAAUUUAUCUCUUCAA